Molecule: messenger RNA, 990 nt
Organism: Epinephelus lanceolatus (giant grouper)
Lineage: Eukaryota; Metazoa; Chordata; Actinopteri; Perciformes; Serranidae
Product: endonuclease domain-containing 1 protein
Molecular function (GO): metal ion binding; hydrolase activity; nucleic acid binding
Source: RefSeq, a predicted model, not a curated record
AUGCAAAACCCCCUCCACUCACCCCCUCUGCUUUUUUUUCUCCACCCAUCAGCGACCAAUAAAAAGCAGGCAGAGCUGCCGAUGCCUGAGUGCACGCUGAGAGGUAGAGACGGAGGCAGCGCUGAUGAGGAGCCAGACGAGUCAACAGUUGUUCUAGAUUUUAAUCACGUAGAGAGAUGCAAGGACUCCCUGUACAUGGGGACACCACCACGCGGGUUCACCGACACCAAACUGAAGAGGAUCUGCCAACGUUACGCUGACAGACCUCGCUAUGUGACCCUGUACGACCCCCAGAAGCGGAUUCCAGUUUACUCAGCUUAUACUUUCAAGAAAACAGAAGGAGACAGACGUGUGGACUACCCCUGGAUGUAUGAGCCACAGCUGGCAGAAGUUGAUGGGAAUGGAAACAUGCAGCCCUUCCCUACUGGCUACCUCCACAUGAAGUUUGAGGACAGCCAGGCAGUCCUGGAUGACUACUCUGAUGUGGUCUUGUAUGAGAGAGGUCACCUGAACCCGGACCAGCACCAGUCCACGCCACACGACCGUGCUGCCACCUACACUCUAACCAACGUGGUCCCAGAGAUACGCGAGUUCAACAUCGGGCCUUGGCGUGAGUAUGAGGAGCGGAUCCGGGUCCGCCUCAACAACUUCUGCCGGGGCACGGCCUACAUCGUGACCGGAGUGACCACCAGGGGCAACAUGAUCCGCAGAAACAACCAAGACCGCGUGGCCAUCCCCGAAGAUGUGUGGUCCGCUUACUGCUGCACUGACUACGACCGGAAUGCACCCCACGAUGUUCGCAUCCGCUUCCCGUCUUAUGGAGCCUUGGCCAAAAAUGCCAGAGAGGGCAACAGUGUGAACGAGAUGCCAGUGCUGGAGCUUGAGAUCUUUCUGAAAAAUAAUCUUGAUGUUGACCAGAACCUUCAGCUCUUUUAUGACAACUGCGUCUCUCCCUCACCCCUCCCUCUUUACCUCCAACAUACUAUCUGA